Molecule: messenger RNA, 895 nt
Organism: Hydra vulgaris (swiftwater hydra)
Lineage: Eukaryota; Metazoa; Cnidaria; Hydrozoa; Anthoathecata; Hydridae
Biological process (GO): Wnt signaling pathway
Source: RefSeq, a predicted model, not a curated record
UAGAUACAUAUUUAUUUUUAGAAAUGCACACUGUUUUUUAAAUAAAUAUUUCAAAAUAUUAAAGUUAUUAGAUAUUGAAUAGUUAUGAGUUCAUCUUCAAGUGAUGAAGAUGAUGAAGAAGCAAGAAGAAUACGAGAAUCUGUGAAUGGGUUUGAAAUAGCUAAACAGUUAUCAGAUCAUGUUAGAGAGAAUAAAUCAAAAAAUUAUAAAGACAGUGAGAGCAAAAGAGCUUCUAAAGAAGACAAUGAAGAUAUAAACAUUUUAAAAAUAACACCUGAAGUUCAAAAAUUUGUAUCUAUCAAACUAUCUAGUUAUCUAGACAAGACAUUAAAAGAAAAGAUAUUUGAUCAAUCUAAAUCCAAUGCACCUAAUCAAAUUCAAAAAUCAGAAGGUAUUCAUCUUUUUUCUCAUUCAAUAAUGAUUCCAGAUGAUUUUGAUGAGAAACCUGUUAAAAAACACCAAAAAAUAAAAAGGAAGAGGCUUUCUAGCAGCGAAGACGAAGAAUCUUUAGAAAAAUUCCAAUCAGUUGCAGUGACGAUUGAAUCUAUCAUGAAAGAUGCUUGUGAAUAUGUAAAGAGAGACGAGAAACCAAUAUUAAAGAACGGUAGAAAGUAGCAUUGAAAGACUUGAGUUGAAUAAUAUAGCUGGUAAUCAAUAUGAACGUUAUAUAUAAAGACAGAAAGUAUUUAGCUUACAAAUCGUUAGAGAUUUAAUUUUUGCAUAUGAAAUAUAAAAACCUGAAAAAUUAGCAAUUGUGACAUCCAACGUAACUCAUUUCAAUGUAAAUCUUGAUUGCUUUGUUGUUGGGUUUGUUGCUUUAUGUUAAAGCGUCAAGUCAAUUCACCCUGGUUUCUAAAAUUUUGUAUUUUUUAAAAGAAUAAUAGUUAAUCAGUUA